Sebastes umbrosus (honeycomb rockfish) is the source of this 1804-nucleotide messenger RNA. It is a transcript of the gene wdr53, whose product is annotated as WD repeat domain 53. Gene Ontology annotation, molecular function: protein binding. The transcript is spliced from 3 exons. The coding region runs from base 120 to 1283 and encodes 387 amino acids. NCBI's taxonomy places the organism in Eukaryota, Metazoa, Chordata, Actinopteri, Perciformes, Sebastidae. The record is from RefSeq and is a predicted model, not a curated record.
CCUGGCAUGCUAAACACAGGGCAUAAAAACCAUGAGGUCAGGUAUGAUGUCAUCAGUGAGCGACUAGACUCCACAUGGCAGCUAACUGAAGUUUAGACUGCUCUUUGCUAAGGGUCAGCAUGGCCAGGCAGUGGUCUGAGGGCCACUCCACAUCCAUCCUGUGUGUUGGGGCGUCUUCAGGCCCCGAGGGCCUCCUCGCCUCAGGCUCUGAGGGCGGAGAGGUCACGGUGUGGAGCCAAGAGGGGACCAUCAUAGGCCGUCUCACUCUCCCCGGUGAAGAGGACAUCACGAGCGUUGUAUUUUCACCUGCAGCUCCGGGCCAGCUGUACGUCUCACAUGGAGACGCAGUGAGUGUACUCGACCCCCGAAACCUGAAAGGCCCAGUGGAGGAAUUUCAGGGUGCAGGGGAAGAGGAGAUCAAUGCGUUGGCGCUAAACGAGACGGGUUCAGCCCUGGCGGUGGCUGAUGACUCCGGUGCAGUCCGGGUACUGGAGCUUCCUGGGGGGAAAGUGUGCAGGACUCUUCGUAGACACACUAACAUCUGCUCCUCGGUGGCUUUUCGGCCUCACAGGCCCAAUAACCUGCUGUCUGCUGGACUAGACAUGCAGGUGAUGCUGUGGGGUCUGCAGAAGACACGUCCUCUUUGGAUCCUCAACCUCCAGGAUGUAGCAGAAGACGAAGACGACCAUCAGCAGCGUCCUGGUCAGCUUUUCAACCCACCGCUGGUCCACUGCGUUUCUGUGGCGAGCUGUGGGAACAUUUUGGGUUGUGCAGCAGAGGACGGGCGGGUGCAUUUGAUGCGGAUUGGCAGUGGCUCUAAACUGGAACAGCAGGGAGCAGUCAAGGCCCACAGUCAGGGGGCCUCACAAGCCCACUUUGUAAGUUUCCUCUCCCACCCUCACUGGCUCGUCACCGGGGGGAACGACGGCCGGGUCGCCCUGUGGGACCUCAGCAAGCACCCGGUGGUGACUCCGGAGGCAAAGGUCAAAACUGGAGUGACCGCAGCCCCACGCAGGAAGGGUAAGAGCAAGGCGAGGAGGAAAGAACAAUCCCAGGAUAAAGCAAAGACCCCACCGAAGGUUGAAGCAGAGAAAGAAGAAGUGGAGGAUGAUGUGGCAGCAAGAGCUGAGGAGGUGACGGAGGAGAAGUCUGGGCCCAAAGUGAGCUUCAGUCAUGGGGACAAGGUGAACUGGUUGUGCCCUGCUGUGCUGAAAGGAGAACCCAGUGUGGUAGUCGCAGAUCAGAGCGCCAGUCUGACGGUCUACCCUCUGUCUCCACUAUAGAUUCUCUUUACGCACUUUACGCAUUCUUUCCUCUUUUGUUCUCAUCGUAGCAGUAUAAUAUUUUGACUUAUUUUUAGUUUACACUCCUGUUUGAUGCUGUUAGAACUGGCUGCAUCAUUAUUUGGACUUCUGGUCUACAUGGUGAUUGUGAUCUUGCUCUCCUUUUAAUAAAGCCUGAACUUGUGGGCAGAAACCAAACAACUAACUAACUGAUGUUCCAGAAAGCACUCAACAGUGGAAGAUAGGUCUUUACAGAAGCAGACAAACAUCACAGAAAUCUGUUUUAUACAAGCUUUCACACAAUAUUCAACAAAUUAAAUGUGUAAUUGUUUUUCGGGUCCCAUUUAAUGCCAGAUUUACUCAUUGAACACGGCUCAUUUGGGGUUUUUUGUCUGUGCGUGUGGUCCUAUAAAAAAUGUCAUCCUUUGAAAUAUAUUAAGCAAUAUAUGAAGUUUUGUGGACUGUAAAACUACCACAUUAUAGACAAAGGAAUCUGCAUGUUUAACAGAGUCUGUGGUGCU